Messenger RNA from Colletotrichum chrysophilum, 1578 nucleotides. RefSeq lists its product as uncharacterized. Lineage: Eukaryota; Fungi; Ascomycota; Sordariomycetes; Glomerellales; Glomerellaceae. Gene Ontology annotation, molecular function: monooxygenase activity; oxidoreductase activity, acting on paired donors, with incorporation or reduction of molecular oxygen; iron ion binding. The record is from RefSeq and is a predicted model, not a curated record. The transcript is spliced from 3 exons. The coding region runs from base 1 to 1578 and encodes 525 amino acids.
AUGGCGGACAAGGUACCUAUCGAUGCGACGGCUGCAGCGACGCUGCUUGGGCGCCUCACCUCAGGCUCUCCGGUCUCCUUGGUUGCCACAGCUCUUGCUGUUGUCUUCGCAUUGCUCCUUGUUAUCGACAAGCUGAUUUCCGCGCCCGUUGACCCUCGCGAGCCUCCCGUCCUCAAGGGCAACUUACCAAUCAUAGGCCAUCUUCUCGGCGUUCACACCCAGUUCCCGGGAGUAUAUGAAAAGCUCGCCAAAAGCACAAAGCUGCCUAUCUGCACCCUUCCCCUUCUUAACAAAAAGAUGUACGUGAUCAACACGGCACCUCUGGUCCAAAGCGCUAUGCGCAACAAGACCUUGGAGUUCGGUGCGCGCAUUGAGGAGAUUGCCCAAGCAAUGGGUGUUGAUGUGACGAUUACGAGGAGGCUUGUUCGGGAGAACGCCAUCGAAGAGAUUUCCAAGAUCACCAUUGCAGCUCUUUCCGGAGACAACUUACUGAACAUGAACUUGAACGCACUGCACUACAUCGGCGACCGGUUCAACGCUGUCAAGUCUGGGUCUCCCGUUGAGAUUAGCGACUUUUACCACUGGACGAGAGAUAUCAUUGGCACCGCCACCACCCGGGCCUUAUAUGGAGAGCACAGCCCGUUCAACAAUCCUGAGCUGGUUGACUCUAUCUGGAAAUAUGAGACAGGCCUCGGAAAGCUUCAGUAUGGAUGGCUCACCAAGAUCAUUGCUGGCAAGGCGUUGAAGGCCAGGAUGACUAUCGUCAAGGGCUUGGCUGGCUUCUAUAUGCAGAAGCUCGACCAAGGAGAAUCUGUUUCAGCUGUGAUUCGUGGUCGCGCAGCUUUCUGGCGAUCUUUCGGCCUCCCCGACGUGACAAUCGGUGCUAUGGACUCGCUUCCCGUUGCAUCAACGGUCAACACGGCGCCGUCAAUGUUCUGGCUUUUGGUCAACAUCUUCUCUGAGCCAAAGUAUCUGGAUCGUCUCCGAAAGGAGGUAGAGACUUCUGGUGUCAUUACCAUCACUGAAGAAGGCGGCCGUCGCGUCGCAAACGUCGACGUCAUGGCACUUGGAAACAAGUGCCCUUACCUUGUUGCCUCUUACCGCGAAACUCUUCGCUUUGAGAACACUGUCACUGGAGCAAGGAUGGUCAUGAACAAGGACACCACUCUGACUGACCAUGAGACGGGACGAGAGUAUCUCCUGAAGAAGGGAAUCGAGGUCCAGUGGAGCGCCUCUGUCAUGCACAAAAAAGAGGUCUGGGGUGAUGACAGGGAGACCUUCAACCCGGAGAGAUGGCUCAGGCCGACUCCUGAGAUCACCAAGGGCUCCAAAGAAUCGUUCGUCCCCUUUGGUGGUGGCAAGCAUCUGUGCCCUGGUCGUAACUUUGCCUUCUCUGAGCUGUUGGGAACACUUGCCGUGUUGGCUGUCGGCUUUGAGGUGAAGGGGGUUCAGGUGCCGGGACAUGCAAUGCUCUUCGAGCAUUCUGGCUUGCGAUCGCCUAUAUACGGCAGCAAGUCGAAGAAGGCAACGUUGACGAGAAGGCAGGGCUGGGAGGACGUCGAGUGGAGAUACCAAUGA